Molecule: messenger RNA, 1197 nt
Organism: Diuraphis noxia (Russian wheat aphid)
Lineage: Eukaryota; Metazoa; Arthropoda; Insecta; Hemiptera; Aphididae
Product: transmembrane ascorbate-dependent reductase CYB561-like
Molecular function (GO): oxidoreductase activity
Source: RefSeq, a predicted model, not a curated record
GUUUAGUUGUAUUACAACAUAAAACGGACAUGUUUGUGUCAAAACGUGUGAUUUACUUUAUUCCUUAGAAACGUGUAUUAUGGAUUCGUGUAUAAUAAUUAACGUAAUAAAUGCAGAUCAACUUUAAUCUAAAUGAUAAUAUAUUAAUAAUACAAUUUGGUGCUGAAAGUGCUUGCGACGUUGGAAAUUGAAAAUGAUUACAGUGCAAUUAGAAAAUGGUAAUAACCAAGAAACUCCUACACUGAACAAUAAUUGUGUUUCAAAUAUCAAACAGAACGGCCAUAAUACAAAACCUAUGAAUAACGAUCAAAUUCCUGGCUAUUUGUCAAUUUACACAAUAUUUCAGUUAAUUGGAAUAUUCCUUAUACUAUCUGUCUUUUUAUGGCUUCAAAUUUAUCGGACUGGUUUCGGUUUUAGCGGAACAAUACAUAUAUGCAACUGGCACCCUUUAUUAAUGACAAUCACGUUUAUUUAUUUAUUUGCGAAUUCUAUCCUCCAUUUCAGAMAUUUUCGAAAUACUUCAAAACGAAGAUUAAAAAUCCAGCAUGCAACAAUUCAUAGUUGCAUAAUCAUCUUCGGGGUUCUUGGUAUAUGGACUGGUUUAAAUUCGAAUUUAAUUGCUAAUCCACCUAUUCCAAAAUUUUACAGUCUUCACAGUUGGUUUGGAAUUAUAACUGUUAUAAUGUUUUUCUCUCAGUUUACUAGUGGAUUUAUAUCAUUUCUUUAUCCUGAAAUAGCAAUGAGAUAUAAAAAAGUUGUUAUGCCGUAUCACAUCAUUUUUGGUAUACUGACAUUUAUAUUAUCUAUUGUAACUUCAAUUCUGGGAUUUAGUGAAAAAGUCUUAUUUGCAUUGAAUCAGCAGUAUGAGCAUAUGCCGACAGAAGGACUAUUUUUAAACUUUGUAGGGAUAAUAUUAAUUGUAUAUGGUGUAUUGGUCGUGUACAUAUUGAUCAAACCGGAAUAUAAAAGAUCUUCUAAGCCAGAUGAUAGAGUGACAACUAAUAGGACUUGAACUUAAUUUUGAUUUUGUGAUUUUGUGAUUUUAUAUUUUAUUUAUUUUAUUUUAAUGAAUGUAACUACCAAAACAAUGUCUGACAGUGAAGAUAAAUAACGAAUUAACUGUCUUUUGUUUCUGUUUAUAUAAGUGCAGAUUAGAUGUGUGAUAAGUGAUUUGAAAAAUAAAAGCAUUUAUUAACA